This is a messenger RNA of Vicia villosa (hairy vetch), 1663 nucleotides long. Its product is annotated as tubulin alpha-5 chain-like. The transcript is spliced from 5 exons. Lineage: Eukaryota; Viridiplantae; Streptophyta; Magnoliopsida; Fabales; Fabaceae. The record is from RefSeq and is a predicted model, not a curated record. Gene Ontology annotation, biological process: mitotic cell cycle; microtubule cytoskeleton organization. Gene Ontology annotation, cellular component: microtubule; cytoplasm. Gene Ontology annotation, molecular function: structural constituent of cytoskeleton; GTP binding. Bases 134 to 1486 code for a protein of 450 amino acids.
GUAACCAUUUGACUUUUAUAACCUUUCUUCACUUAUUCAGAAUUUCUGUCAUCAUCAUCUUAUAAACUCUAAAGAAAAUAUCAAAUAUUCUUCUUUCCUCUUUCUUGUGAUUCUGAUUUGCAGCAUAGAAAAGAUGAGAGAGAUAAUAAGUAUUCAUAUUGGACAAGCUGGAAUUCAAGUGGGAAAUUCAUGUUGGGAGCUUUAUUGUCUUGAACAUGGAAUUCAACCUGAUGGCUUGAUGCCUAGUGAUACCUCACCUGGCGUAGCGCGCGAUGCUUUCAACACGUUUUUCAGCGAGACAGGAUCGGGCAAGCAUGUGCCGAGGGCCUUAUUUGUUGAUCUUGAACCUACUGUUAUUGAUGAAGUAAGAACUGGUCUUUACAGACAACUCUUUCACCCUGAGCAAUUACUUUCUGGUAAGGAAGAUGCUGCUAAUAAUUUUGCAAGGGGGCAUUACACUGUUGGAAGAGAAAUCGUUGAACUAUGCCUCGAGCGUAUCAGAAAAUUAGCAGACAAUUGCACAGGAUUACAAGGAUUCUUUGUUUUCAAUGCUGUUGGUGGAGGUACUGGCUCGGGUUUGGGAUCACUACUUUUGGAAAGGUUGUCUGUAGAUUAUGGCAAAAAGUCUAAACUUGGCUUUACCAUCUAUCCUUCUCCUCAGGUAUCUACUGCAGUUGUUGAACCUUAUAACAGUGUUCUUUCCACUCAUUCUCUUCUUGAGCAUACCGAUGUGGUUGUACUUUUAGACAAUGAAGCAAUAUACGAUAUAUGCAAAAAAUCGUUAGAUAUAGAAAGGCCUACUUAUACUAACUUGAACCGUUUGAUUUCUCAAAUUAUCUCUUCGUUGACCACUUCCUUGAGAUUUGACGGUGCAAUCAAUGUUGACGUUACCGAGUUUCAGACUAACUUGGUUCCUUAUCCUCGUAUCCAUUUCAUGCUUUCGUCUUACGCGCCUGUAAUAUCUGCUGCGAAGGCCUACCAUGAGCAGAUAUCGGUUCCUGAGAUUACCAACGCAGUUUUUGAACCGUCGAGUAUGAUGGCUAAGUGUGAUCCUAGACACGGAAAGUACAUGGCGUGCUGCCUCAUGUAUCGUGGAGACGUUGUGCCUAAAGAUGUUAAUGCAGCUGUUUCAAAUAUCAAAACAAAGAGAACAGUUCAGUUUGUUGAUUGGUGUCCAACUGGUUUCAAGUGUGGUAUAAACUACCAGCCUCCGACAGUGGUACCGGGAGGUGAUCUUGCGAAGGUGAUGCGUGCUGUUUGUAUGAUAAGCAACAACACAGCUGUGGCCGAGGUUUUUGCUCGGAUCGAUCAUAAAUUUGAUCUCAUGUAUGCAAAGAGGGCCUUUGUACAUUGGUAUGUAGGUGAAGGAAUGGAAGAGGGUGAAUUUUCAGAAGCUAGAGAAGAUCUUGCUGCUCUUGAAAAAGAUUAUGAAGAAGUUGGAGCAGAAGGUGAAGUUGGUGAUGAUGAUGAUGUUGAUGACUACUGAAAGAUUUCAUCAAUCAUUCAUCAACUGUCUACACCUCCCUUCUUGUUUCUGUCUCUUGUAUUGUAUCUCUAGCUAUGUAUUAAGUAUUGUCAUUGUUCAAGAAUCUUUCUGUUGUGUGCUAGCUCUGUACUUUUGAAUGUUACAUGUUAAAAAAUGUUGAUACAACUUUUCUUAUCA